Bombina bombina (fire-bellied toad) is the source of this 1154-nucleotide messenger RNA. It is a transcript of the gene VSTM5, whose product is annotated as V-set and transmembrane domain containing 5. The record is from RefSeq and is a predicted model, not a curated record. The transcript is spliced from 4 exons. Gene Ontology annotation, cellular component: dendrite; plasma membrane; axon. Bases 122 to 778 code for a protein of 218 amino acids. NCBI's taxonomy places the organism in Eukaryota, Metazoa, Chordata, Amphibia, Anura, Bombinatoridae. Gene Ontology annotation, biological process: filopodium assembly; positive regulation of excitatory synapse assembly.
GAUCACUGAACUCCAAGAGGAAUUAUCUGUUAUUGCUGAUGUCCUGGCAAAAAGACUAAAAUCCUUUUUUUCACAAUAUCAUGCUUGGCUAUUGCACCAGGCAGAAGGAAUCCUAGGAUGAAUGAACGGAAUCCCCAUUCUCAUGAAGACUUUCAGAAACUGGAGACAAUCCAGAGCAUCUACAUUGCUAUUUCUGCUGUGCUUCAUCAGGCAAUUCUGUCAGAAUAAAGGGAUCACAUUGCUAGUUCCACAGACAAUUAUAAAUGCCACAGUGUCACAAGACAUCUUGCUGUCAGUACAAUACAUAUCUAAUGGGACACCAACUAUCCAGUGGGAAUACAUGUCUAAAUGGAAGAUCCAGCGCAUUACCGAAUGGAAGAAUGGGUCUUACUUUAAUGUCUCCAGAGAUUAUAAAGACAGAAUCAACAGAUAUGACAAUGGCUCUAUACUGCUUAUGGAUGUUGGAGUAAAAGACACUGGAUAUUAUGUGGUUAUUAUAACUGAAGAUAUUGGAAGUAUCAAGCACGGGACAAUUAUCCUGAAUGUUCAUGAAAUCCUCUAUGAAGACUUCUAUUUUGUAGCUGUGUUUAUUGCAUUUCUUGCUGCAGGUUCAGCUGUGCUAAUUUGCCUUAUGUGGCUUUGCAACAAAUGUGGAAAUGUUGCCACGAAGAGGAAACAAAGUCGAAGAGCUGAAGAGGUUGAAAUGCGAAUUAUAUCCGACUUGUCAAGUGGCCCAUCAACAGCGUCUACCUCAAGAUACAGCAAUGAUUUCUGUUAGGUGUGAGCUUGUGUUUACCAAGUGUUUGUGGUUUUAAAUAUAGACAGAUCCGUCAUGUAGGCACUGUGUGCUGUGCUAUCUAAACUUGUAUACAGUAUUCACCCUUAAUAUAAAAUUUUACACAAAAAUGUGUAUUUACAUGGACAAGACAACCACAUUACUUGACAUUAUUCUGGGAUAAGUAUUGGAAACAAGUCUUUUUUUAAUACUUCUACAUUAGAAUAUUGCCAAAAGUUUACAGUGUACUCUACAAUACAAUACAAGGUAAUCUGAUGGAACCAGUUUGAGAAGAUUCCAUAAAUCAUUUGAAGUCAUCGUGUUCUGCCGCGUGUAUAAACUUGUCUAAAGAUCAUAUCAAAAAGAUAAGAGUUCAUGA